Penicillium odoratum is the source of this 1866-nucleotide messenger RNA. RefSeq names its product putative carboxypeptidase S1 (gene cp1). Lineage: Eukaryota; Fungi; Ascomycota; Eurotiomycetes; Eurotiales; Aspergillaceae. The record is from RefSeq and is a predicted model, not a curated record. Gene Ontology annotation, molecular function: serine-type carboxypeptidase activity. The transcript has 2 exons. Gene Ontology annotation, biological process: proteolysis. Gene Ontology annotation, cellular component: fungal-type vacuole. Bases 1 to 1866 code for a protein of 621 amino acids.
AUGAAGUUCCUUGUGGCCACUUUUCUACUGGGCCACACGUUGGCCCAAUACUUCCCACCAAGACCCGAAGGUCUGAAAGUCGUGUACUCGAAGCACGAAGAAGGGGUGAAGAUCUCAUACAAAGAGCCGUUCACUAACGUUGCACAGCCGGGAAUCUGUGAAACCACCCCCGGUGUCAAAUCCUACUCUGGCUACAUUCAUUUGCCUCCAGGGACCUUGGAUGAUGUCCAUGUGGACCAACAGUACCCCAUCAACACAUUUUUCUGGUUCUUUGAAUCCCGUCAUGAUCCGAGAAACGCCCCGUUGUCCAUUUGGAUGAAUGGUGGGCCUGGUAGCUCGUCUAUGAUCGGUCUCCUGCAGGAAAAUGGCCCUUGCCGCGUCAAUGCGGAUUCCAAUUCGACCGAGCUCAACCCCUGGUCUUGGAAUAACUACGUCAACAUGCUGUACAUUGAUCAGCCUAAUCAGGUCGGUUUCAGCUAUGACGUUCCCACCAAUGGUACUUUCGACCAGACUGCUUCUUCUUGGGACGUGUCUGAGUGGACCGAUGGGAUUCCAGAGCAGAACAACACCUACUAUGUCGGCACGACUACGAGCCAGAAGUCAGCCUCGUCGGCUAAUAGCACCGAAAAUGCGGCUCGGUCGCUAUGGCACCUCGCCCAGACCUGGUUUUCCGAGUUUCCGGAGUACAAACCACGCGAUGAUCGCGUCAGCAUCUGGACCGAGUCAUACGGCGGUCGCUAUGGGCCGUCGUUCACAGCGUUCUUCCAAGAGCAAAAUGAGAAGAUCAAGAAUGGAUCAAUCACUGCCCCUGCGGAAUCGCAUUACAUUCACUUGGAUACACUGGGAAUUAUCAAUGGUUGUGUCGAUCUCCUUGUCCAGGCACCAUCGUAUCCAAUGAUGGCGUACAACAAUACCUACGGGCUCGAAACUAUUAACAAGACUGUGUACGACCAGGCCAUGGAUGCCUGGAGUCGUCCAAAUGGGUGCAAGGACCUCAUCAUACAAUGCCGGGCCCUUGCAGCUGAAGGUGACCCACAGAUGUAUGGCAACAAUGAAACCGUGAACAAGGCAUGUAUGACCGCGCACGAAUUCUGCAGCAAUAAUGUCGAGGGGCCUUACUCUACCUUUUCCGACCGAGGAUACUACGACAUCACCCACAAUAGCAAGGAUCCGUUCCCGCCACCGUGGUACUUUGGGUUUUUGCAACAACCUUGGGUGCAAGAAGCAUUGGGUGUGCCCAUCAACUUCACCGAGUCUAUCGAUAGUGUCUACAAUGGCUUCGGUUCGACCGGUGAUUAUCCUCGCGGUGACGUGCACGGCUAUCUCGAUGAUCUCGCUUAUGUCUUGGACUCUGGCAUCAAAGUUGCGCUCGUCUACGGUGACCGGGAUUAUGCCUGCGAAUGGAUCGGCGGCGAGGAUGUGAGUCUGGGGAUCAACUACGCCAAGGCCUCUUCUUUCCGUGAGGCUGGGUACACGCCUCUAAAGACCAACUCCUCGUACACCGGAGGACAGGUCCGCCAGCACGGCAACUUCUCUUUCACUCGCGUUUACCAGGCUGGCCAUGAGGUGCCUGCUUACCAGCCUGAGACUGCGUACGAGAUCUUCCAUCGUGCCCUGUUCAACCGCGAUCUGGCGACAGGCAAGAUUGAUACUGCUAAGAACGACUCUUACUCCACGGAGGGCCCUUCAUCCACCUGGCAUAUCAAGAACGACGUUCCCGAAAGCCCCGAGCCAGUGUGCUACAUCCUGUCCCUCACGUCGACGUGCACUCAAGAUCAACUUGACAGUGUCCUCAACAAUACUGCAGUUAUCAAAGACUGGGUUGUUGUAGGAGAAGUGGAAGGAAUGGGAGAAGUUGGUAAAUAG